This is a messenger RNA of Cladocopium goreaui, 1287 nucleotides long. Lineage: Eukaryota; Dinophyceae; Suessiales; Symbiodiniaceae. The record is from the annotation of a GenBank genome assembly.
AUGCCACUUGUUGAUGAUAACAAUUUGGACAUUCAAGAGGAAGCAAGUCAGACCAAUCAACCAAUUUGUUUUGCCACCCAUGAUGCAUUCGGAGUGCUGGACCUGGGAGCUUCAAAGACAGUCAUCGGUUCCAACCAUGUGGCAUGCUUAAUUCGCAGCUUGGAUGAGGAAGUCCGUGCCAAAUUAAGUAGGUGUCCAUGUCAAAUUACCUUUAAGUUUGGUAAUCAGGGUACUUUAACCAGCCAGCAAGCACUAGUGGUACCCGUUGGCAAGCUGAGACUCAAGAUCGCCAUUGUUCCAGGCGGCACACCUUUCCUUAUCAGCAGCACGUUCAUGCGUGCCAUCCGAGCUCAGAUCGAUUGUUUUGCACAACGCCUGAUCAGCCCGCAGUUGAAUCACCAGGUUCCUUUAGAACUGACUCCAAGGGGUUUGUUUCUAGUUAAUUUGAAUGAUAUCAUCAAAGCUGCUGAAGCCGAUCAGGGAGCCCGAACACUGUCAACGAAGUUUGUGCAGGACACGUUCAUGACUGCUCCCGACGAAAAAUCAGAAGUCAGCCAAGUGCCACCAGCAUCCGAAUCAGUAGAUAUCAACAAACCACAUGAAAAUCACGUGCCUGGGGUAGAAAACAAUGAUCAAAUGGUUUCAACCGUCUCAGAGUUCGAAGAUCCUGCGUCGGAGAUGGACUUUCACAGUGCCGGCAUCAGUGAGAUCCCGGUUCAAAGCUCCACGCAUCAGGAAGAGACCCCAGUGGAACUUCCCGACCUCAGUGCCUUGACUCUAGCAGAGCUGGCAAAGGAGAAAGUCAGCUUCGGUCAGAAGCACAUGGGGGACACUUACGAGAAGGCCUGGGAAGAUCAGCAGUGGAUCAAUUUCAUGGUGUCCAAGUACGGAUCGAGCAGGGUGUUGACACACCGCCGCCUGAUUCGCUUCGUCGAGCUCAAGGUGGAGGAACACGAACAGGCUCAGAGGGCCAUUCCAUUGAUGCCACCCCGAGAUUCCCUAGCUGGAUAUUCCGACGGGACAAGCGAUCAUUCUGGCAACAGAUCCACCCUGCCCAAAGCAAAAGCUCAACCAGCAGCCCGAUAUGCUCGAUACAUUGGCACUCCCGUUCCUGUGGAGGAAGAAGAGGAAUUCGAGAUGUACAACACGGGGAUUAUGGACCCACCACCACUGAGCCAGGAUCCGGAUUUUCAAGCUGUACAGCAACGAUUGUUGAACAUGGAGGAUGCACUCACCAAGGUGAUUCGUCACCUGGAAGACAGAGCUGGGGACCAAAACCAGCAGUAG